Priapulus caudatus is the source of this 831-nucleotide messenger RNA. RefSeq names its product cytochrome c oxidase-assembly factor COX23, mitochondrial-like. The transcript is spliced from 3 exons. The coding region runs from base 7 to 399 and encodes 130 amino acids. NCBI's taxonomy places the organism in Eukaryota, Metazoa, Priapulida, Priapulimorpha, Priapulimorphida, Priapulidae. The record is from RefSeq and is a predicted model, not a curated record.
GACAUCAUGCAAGAUGUCAGCGCCUACAAAGCUGUCAUAGAAAAUCAAAACAAAGUCGUUAUAAUCAUUCUAAUCACUAAUACCAUGGUAGAAGAAAACAAACAUACGAAAAAUAACGAGAUAACGAGGAAUGCUAGGAGAUGUAAAGAACAAUCAGGAGAGCUAAAUAAUCCAUGUUACCUCGAGCAAAAAUUGACUUACAAGUGCCUAAACAACAAAAACUUUGACCAGGAAGCAUGUAACAACUAUUUCGUAAACUAUAACAACUGCAAGGCAUUUUGGAACAGUGUCAGAAUUGAUAGAAAGAGGAAAGGAAUUCAGCCAAACCUUCCUUUACCAGAAGAUCGGGAACAAAUCAAAGCUGAAUACAUGAGCAAGCAAGGUUUAGGCUAUAGAUAACCUUCGUGACUACAAUUAUUACUGUAAAGGUACUACUUUACUGCUUAUUGCCUUUGCUACUUACUUACUGUAUAUAGCCUAAUUAUUUUCAUUUGAUGUGAAACAAAAUAUCAAUGAUAUCAUUAAGCAUACCUAGAAUUCACCUAGGUGAAUCAGAAGUGUAUGUAAUAUAAAUAACAUAUAAAUACUUUCUAACGAAUGUGAGGAAAAUGAGAUGUUUUAAAUGUUUUGCUUGGUACAUAAACUGACAAAAAUCGUUAUAUCCAUUGAAAUACGCAAUUAUAAAUAUACAUUCACACUUUGGAAUGAAACAUGGUACUCAUAAGACAUUUGUACUUACUUGUCAUAUAUUAUUUAUUCAUAUUUGGUAAUACGACAACACUUAUAAAAUAAUACCAAUUUCGGCUAAUAUAUACUAAUGACGAUUAGAUA